Molecule: messenger RNA, 1968 nt
Organism: Oikopleura dioica
Lineage: Eukaryota; Metazoa; Chordata; Appendicularia; Copelata; Oikopleuridae
Source: the annotation of a GenBank genome assembly
AUGCCCGCUGCCACAAUGACAGCUGCUCGUAUUUUCGAAGAGCCUGAUUCGGGUGUCGUUACCGACAAGCCGAAAAAGGUGAAAAAGUCAAAGAAGUCCAAGUCGGCAAAAGACGAGGAAAUGCCAGAACUCGUAGAAGAGAUCGCGGGCGACGACGAAUCUGAAAGACUGCCAAAGCAGAAAAAGACAAAGAAACGGAAACUCAACGACGAAGCAGAGGCUAGUCCCCAAAAGUCUAGCAAAAAGAAGAAGGCCAAAGUGGAGCCUAAAGAAGAGCCUAAAGACGAAGACAGCUCCUCGACAGACGGCGACGCUCCACCAGAGAUGGAGUUCAAAGAAGAGUGGGAUAUGCUCUCUCCUGAGACUCAAAAGAAGCUCAAAGAACGAGGAGUGAUCCAACUCUUUCCUGUCCAGGCAAGAACGUUCAAAACGGUGCGAGACGGAGAAGAUGUGAUUGUACAAUCUCGAACUGGCUCUGGAAAAACCCUGGCCUUUGCCAUCCCCACAGUAGAGCGUCUCCAAGAGGAAAAGCUAACGAGCCGUGGACGUUCUCCUCGAGCGCUGAUCCUCGCUCCUACUCGAGAACUUGCUAGUCAGAUUUGCCGUGAUGUGGAAUCCAUCUCGACCGGACUCACUGCAUGCGCAAUUUACGGUGGCGUGCCGUACGCCAAGCAAGAAAACAUUCUCUUCAAAGGAUGCGACGUUGUUGUCGGCACUCCUGGACGAGUCAAAGAUCUUCUUGAAAAAGGCUCACUGAAGAUGGAUCUCAUGAAGAUCGUCGCUCUCGAUGAAGUCGACAGAAUGCUUGAUAUGGCCCCAGACAUUAUUUUUCUCUGCUACAUGCCCCGACUGGGUCAAAAAUACCGCGGCGAAAUAUAUGAAAAAGUCCCUCCAAUCAUCAACUUGGUUGAGUCGAACGCGAACAGAACUUCAAAAACCGUCAGGCAUUUGGCCAUUCAGACCCAUUACACGGAAUGGAGCGAUGUAAUCGGAGAUCUUGUCACCGCUUUCUGUGGAAGAAGUGGCCGAGCAAUGAUUUUCGCGUCAACGAAAAGAGAUACAUCUGAUCUUGCUCUUUCCGACAAUAUCUCUGAUGCUCAAAUGAUUCAUGGGGACAUCGAACAAGCCACUCGGGAACAAACGCUUCAAGCAUUCCGAGACGGUAAAAUGCGGGUUCUCGUUUGCACUGAUGUUGCUGCUCGUGGUCUCGACAUUCCCGAAGUCGAUUUGGUUAUUCAGACAGAGCCCCCCAGUGAUAUUGACUCUUACAUUCAUCGGUCUGGUCGAACUGGCCGAGCUGGACGAAGCGGCGUGUGCAUAUGUCUGUACAAGCCGAAACAGCUGUAUCAGUUGAAACAGGUUGAGAAGGAAGCCGGCUUCAAGUUUGAGCUUCGAGGACCUGUAUCUGCCGUCGAGCUUGAAGAAGCUGCCGCAAAGGAUGUGAAACGACAGAUCGCUAAAUUGCCGGAAAAGAGCUCCGCUCGAUUCUUGGAAAUCGCACGAGAAAUGAUUGCAGAGGCGGAGGAAGAGGAAGAAUCAAGCACAGAAAAGCUGCUGGCCGCAGCCAUUGCUAUUAUGUCAGGUGUAACUGACUCAACAAGCCGGUCCAUCAUUACUGGAAAGAAAGGCUUUCAGACGUGGCAGAUGAACGUUUCAUUCGAGAUGAACAAUCAAUACCUUAUCUUCAAACUGUUGGAGAAGGGAAUCGGUGAACAGGCUCGUAUCGACGCGCGCAACGUCAGAGUGUUCAAAGAUAGAAUGGGAGCCGCUUUUGAUCUCCCAACGAAAAUGACGAACGAAGUCUCAGAAAAGUGGAAUGAUUCGGAUAAGUUCCAGUUGAAGCGUGUCGAAAAGGCAUCGGACUUACCAGAGCUUGAAGCUAAGAAAGAGAUAAUGAGCGAGGGCUAUGACUACGACAAUGACUACAGCGACAGCGAAAUCAAGCACAAGAAGAAAAAGAAAAAGUAA